GCUUACAGUGGCCUCACAUAUUAUCUAAACAAAUUUGGUCAGAACCACGUGACCGAGAUAACUUUCAUCGCUUAUUUUGGAGUAGGCGACAGAUCGAAUAUAUUUUCUGGAGGUGCUGUUGGGUCGUCCUCUCGUUGCCAUGUGGAAUUAUUUGUUUUCUGGAGACACAUCUCAAGAGACGAACAUGGCCAGCGAGGUGACGCUGACUAUCAAUGGGAAAUCCAUAACAGUCGGCAAUGAGGUUUUGGCGACCACCACCCUGAGCUCAUAUCUUCGCGAGAACCUCAAGCUAACCGGCACCAAAGUCAACUGCAAUGAAGGCAUUUGCGGCGCGUGCACUGUCGUUGCAAAAAUCGAGCACCCGGUCUCGAAAACUAAGGAGACAUUUUCAAUUAACUCGUGUUUAGUCCCGAUUCUGAACUGCCAUGGCUGGGAAAUCACAACGAUUGAGGGCGUUGGCAAUAGGAAGGAUGACUACCAUCCCGUGCAGAAGCAACUGGCCGAGAAGAACGCCACCCAGUGCGGAUUCUGCUCACCUGGAUUCGCAAUGAACAUGUUCAGCCUGUUGGCUGACGAGAAGAAGCCUACAAUGCAGCAGGUAGAGGAUGCCUUCGGAGGCAACAUUUGUCGCUGUACCGGCUACAGGUCCAUUCUGGAAGCAUACAAGGCCAUGGCUAGCGACGCUCCUGCAAUCACCAGGAGGCAAUGCGCCGAUAUCGAGGAUUUGGAAAAAAUUUGCUCGAAAAGUGGAAAACCGUGCUCUGGAGAGUGCAAGAAGGUUACGGCACAGCCGAUCAAAAUGCAGUUGGGCGCGGAAAACUGGAGGAAAGUCGUCACAACGACAGAAUUGUUCGCGGCCUUUGCAGAAAUUGGCGAAGAUAGCUACAAACUGGUCGCAGGAAAUACGUCGGAAGGCGUGUACCGCUCGCAAAGCGUGGUGCACUACAUCGACAUCAAAGACAUCCCUGACCUGCGCCAGGUGUCCGCAGGUGUCGAAAAUUUCAAACUGGGGGCGAGUUCAACUUUGACUGAAGCGGCCCGCGCGUUGAGGACGCAGGCGAGCACCGCAGGGUUCAAGUACUUGAACGAAAUUGCCAAUCACUGGGAAAAUAUCGCAAAUCUGCCAAUCAGGAAUAUUGGCACUAUUGCCGGCAACUUGAGCAUGAAAAAGGAGCACCCCGAGUUUGCAUCUGAUGUUUUCACUCUUUUGGAGGCUGUUGGAGCUCAGCUGCAAAUUUUGACUGGAGUGGAAAAGCGCGAAGUAGUGUCGCUGCCUGGCUUCCUGAACUACAGCAUGAAGAAGCGAGUGCUCGAGAGCGUGCUGUUCCCGGCGCUGGACGACGCCACGCACCGCCUACGCACGUUCCACGUGCUGCCGCGCACGCAGAGCAGCGUGAGCUAUGUGAAUGCCGCCUUCCUCGUCCGACUGAGCAGCGCGACGUCGUGGGACGUGGCUGAAAAGCCGCGCAUCGUCUUUGGCGGCAUCCGCGCCUCCUUCAUCCACGCCACGGCCACCGAGAACCUGCUCGUCAGCAAGAACAUCCUCGAUCCGGUCGUCGCGUCGCAGGCCAUCAGCGUCCUCAACUCGGAGGUCAGGCCCGACGAGGUACUCCCGGGCGCUGGCGUCAACUACAGGAGGAAGCUGGCCGUCGGCCUCUUCUACAAGUUCCUCCUUGGCCUCGAUCCCAACCAGGUCGAUCCGAGGUACAAAUCUGGUGCGGAAGUGCUCACGCGGGAACUGUCCUCGUCUAAGCAAGAUUUCGAGACUAACGAUAGCGUUUUCCCCUUGAACCAGCCGAUCAGUAAAGUCGAGGCUUUAGCCCAAUGCGCGGGAGAAAUUGAGUACAUUGACGACAUUCCUACAAGGCCAGGCGAACUUCACGCUGCUUUCGUCCUAACGAAGCAAGCAACAGGAGCUAUUGUUAAAUACAACACUGACGAAGCAGCUAAAGUGCCCGGCUAUCUGAACUUCUACUCUGCCGCCGAUUUGGAUGGAGCCCCAAAUUCGUUCACCCCAACAGAUGUUUACUCGAGUUUCCUCGACGACGAAGAAAUCUUCUGUAGCAAAGAAGUGAAAUACGCGGGGCAGCCAGUUGGCAUUGUGGUAGCCGAGACAAGGGCUGCCGCGGUGCAGGCGGCUGAGCUGGUUGUCAUCGAAUAUGAGGCCAAUGCUCCAAAACCGGUGCUUGACAUGAUGGAAGUCAUCAAAAUGACCAGAGACCGAGUGGUUGUCGUGGAAAAGAAUGACGAGAAUCCUCCAAAAUCCGCUAAUACGGUCAAAGGGACUUUCGAGAUCGGACACCAGUACCCGUUGUACAUGGAGAACUUGUCGAGCAUAGUGGUGCCGCACGACGGCGGCUACGACGUCUACCCUUCCACCCAGUGGAUGGACCUGGACCAAAACGUCGUUGCUCGAACUGUUGGCGUACCAGCCAACAAGGUCACCGUGUAUGUGAAGCGAAUUGGUGGUGGAUUCGGCGGCAAGCAGUCGCGAUCGAGCAUGGUGUCAGCAGCGUGCGCCCUAGCCGCCAAAAAGCACAACAGGGCUGUGCGUCUCGUCUUGCCCCUGACAACCAACAUGGAAGUCACCAGCAAGAGAUUUGGCCAGCGCAACGAAUAUGAGGUGGGUUUCGACAAUACGGGCAAAAUCGAGUAUGUGACAAUGCACGUAAUCCAAGACAGUGGCUGCUCGCGAAACGAGUCGCCCAUGGGAAUUUUUGUGGCUUUCUUCGAAAGCUGCUACGGAAGUGAAGGGUACAAAAUCCAGCCACAAGAAGUGCUGACUAACAAGGCUUCCAACGGACCUAUUAGAGGACCAGGACCAAUUGAGGGAAUUGCCUUUCACGACGAAAUCAUGGAGCGAAUUGCAAAGCACCUUAAAAAGGACCCGCUGGAGGUGAAACUGGUGAACAUGCAGAAAUUGGACAGCCCCCUGCCAAAUCUGAUAAAUGAAAUCAAGAGCAAGGCAGAAUACGACAAAAGGAAGCAAGAGGUCGAAGCUUACAACCAGAUGAAUCGAUGGAAGAAGCGAGGCCUCGCUAUCACGCCGAUGAGGUACCCUUUCAUGUUGUGGAACCACCUGACCUCGACCGUUUCCAUCUACCAAGGUGAUGGAUCAGUUUCCAUUGCGCACGGAGGAAUCGAAAUGGGCCAAGGACUAAACACCAAGAUAACCCAAGUGGCAGCACACAUUCUCAAAUUGCCGAUUGAUCAGAUUUCGGUGAAAACUAGCAACAGCAUCACUGGUGCCAACAAUGGAAUUUCAGGAGGUAGCAUCAUUAGUGAAGGCGUUUCAUAUGCAACAAUGAAAGCUUGUCAGACUCUGCUGGAUCGGCUAGAACCUGUGAGGGCGACCAUGGAAAACCCCACAUGGCUGGAGCUAAUCCGCGAGGCUUACAAUAGAAACGUCAACCUGAGCGCCCAAGGACUCUUUUCCAAGGAUGUACCAGACGUGAAAGACUACAACAUCUGGUGUGUCUGCAUCUCCGAGGUUGAGGUCGAUGUGCUGACCGGUGAGAGACAGAUCCGCCGGGUUGAUUUGCUGGAGGACGUUGGCCAAAGUUUGAGCCCACUCAUAGACAUCGGGCAAAUUGAGGGCGCAUUCAUCAUGGGACUUGGCUACUGGCUUUCAGAAGAAUUGACCUAUGAUGAGGCUGGAAGACUCAGGGAAAAUCGGCUCUGGAAUUAUGUUCCUCCUGGACCUAAAGAUAUUCCAGUGGACUUCCGCGUGUACCUACGAAGGAACGCGCCCAACCCACUGGGUGUUCUCGGAUCCAAAACCACUGGGGAGCCUGCUAUUUGCUUGAGCGUGAACGUGUGGUUUGCACUUCGGAACGCUUUGGAAGCGGCCAGGGUGGACGCCGGCGGACCAAACGACUACUUUGAUAUGAAGCAACCAGCUACACUGGAGCACAUACAUGAAUCGUCAUUGACGGAGCCUAUGCAGUUCAAACUGAAAUGAACAAAAGAGGAUUCACUUGGCCAUUAUUUAAAUGUUAUGUAUAUUAAAUAUCAAUAAUAAAUAUAGCAUUGAUUCGAAACAUU
Cloeon dipterum is the source of this 4044-nucleotide messenger RNA. RefSeq names its product xanthine dehydrogenase-like. The transcript has 25 exons. The record is from RefSeq and is a predicted model, not a curated record. Gene Ontology annotation, molecular function: 2 iron, 2 sulfur cluster binding; iron ion binding; oxidoreductase activity. Bases 140 to 3961 code for a protein of 1273 amino acids. Lineage: Eukaryota; Metazoa; Arthropoda; Insecta; Ephemeroptera; Baetidae.